AUGGCAGGCUCAGGCGUCGAACCCGGACCGCACACUGGCUCCGGCACGGAGGCGACCAACGCAGACCUCUCUGCCCCACAGCGUGCCUCGGUCCUCUCCAACCUCGACUUUUCCGAGAUCGCCAAGAUCCAGCUUCCCCCCGCGUCUGGCAUUGCGGACUAUGCCAUCUUUGACCGGGAUGACGCACGUGCCGUGCACGGCUCCCAACCGUCCUUCACCAAGUCCUUUGAGCCCGAACGCAUUCGCGAGCUGAUCGACGUCUUCGUCCAGGCCACCGCACCUUCCGUCUCGGCCUCUGAGCUGAAAGAGUCGACCCGGGAGAUUGAGCUCGCCGGUAAAACGUUCACCAUCUCCGGCCCCCGUGGCGCCCAGUACCCGCUCGAAAUCGCCACCCUCCACGCCAAGGACGGUGGCGAGGUCUACUUUGUUGCACCAACCGCAACGUUGUUGCUCCUCUUCCAGACCGCACCGGGCGCAGAUGUGCAGUAUCAGAGCAACGAGAAGCAGGGCGUUUGGACCGCUGUUAGGUCCUUCGCUUUUGCUCUCUCCGAAAAGGGCCUCUAA
Kalmanozyma brasiliensis GHG001 is the source of this 564-nucleotide messenger RNA. RefSeq lists its product as uncharacterized. The coding region runs from base 1 to 564 and encodes 187 amino acids. The transcript has a single exon. NCBI's taxonomy places the organism in Eukaryota, Fungi, Basidiomycota, Ustilaginomycetes, Ustilaginales. The record is from RefSeq and is a predicted model, not a curated record.